This is a messenger RNA of Pyrenophora tritici-repentis Pt-1C-BFP, 570 nucleotides long. RefSeq lists its product as uncharacterized. Lineage: Eukaryota; Fungi; Ascomycota; Dothideomycetes; Pleosporales; Pleosporaceae. The record is from RefSeq and is a predicted model, not a curated record.
AUGCCUGUCAUCCUGACAGCGACUACCCGCAGAGACAGUCAACACGACUCGACUGACAAGACCCAACUCUUCAUCAUUCUAGUCGUCGUCGGCAUUCUUCUCUUCGAAACUUUCCUCGCCAUUGCAUACAUCCGCUACCACAAUCUGAGCAGCAAGGCACGUUGGAGGCGCCUUCGAGAACGCGGCGUCGUCGUUGUCAACGGACCGGCACUCAUCUGGACGGACACGCUACCGCCUGCGCCCACGACAUCCACGUUCAACCUACACCAUUUACAGCAAAGGUCGAUAGAGCAAGUAGCAGACACACCAAUGAGUGUGUUCGCCCCCACUCCAACACCCAUUCCGGGUAGCUCUAGGAAGCAACGAUCUGUGCCUGAGACAGUUAUCAUCCUGGUCAUUGUUACUGCAGUCGGGCUGUCAAUUGUGGUUGGCUUCGUCUUGUUUGUCGUUUGGUUCAGGAUGAAAAAGAAGAGGCAACAGCACGAGGCUACGAUACAGUUGGAGGAGCUGACACGUAAUGGAUAUUCUCUGAGACGACCUGUGGAGCACGAAAUCGGCGUUGCGCGUUGA